Messenger RNA from Danaus plexippus (monarch butterfly), 620 nucleotides. RefSeq lists its product as uncharacterized. The transcript is spliced from 4 exons. Bases 123 to 587 code for a protein of 154 amino acids. Lineage: Eukaryota; Metazoa; Arthropoda; Insecta; Lepidoptera; Nymphalidae. The record is from RefSeq and is a predicted model, not a curated record.
UUGAUGAUCAAACGUGUGCCAAAUCAAUAGUUUCAACAUGUCAUAUCUAAGAAGGCUUUUAAUAUUAUUAAUGUAACGUCAUAAUCAAUCAGAGCUGUCGGUUUGUCAUAUCGCAAACAUCAAUGUUUGCGUUUACUCCAUACACAUUCCAACCUCUGUUUCAUAGAUUCGUUACACUUUUUAUAUACGUACAGUAUGUUACGGACUGUAUAACGUCCGUAUUAUCCCUGCUCUGCUGCGGUUGUUGGACCCCGCCACAAAUAUCGCUAUCAACAUCAUGCGCGGAGAUAGUAGAAUUAAAGGAUAUUGUUCCUGAUAUUGCGGAAGACAUUAAGGCGUCGGGGGAACCUAUCCAAAUUCGAGACAUUGUUAUUGAUAUCCAUCAAGAACAAAGCUCAAAUUGUAGUGUGGAUAUCAACAACGAGGAAACGAAGCAACUGGAUAUUUCAGGGGAUGAAAAAGAGUCUGUGGAGGUACCUUCAUGUUCAAAGAACUGCAAUCAUCUUACGGUGCAAGCAAAAACAUUAGUUGAAGGUAUGAACAAAUCAUCACUGCUACGUGAUAGUACUGGCACUUUCGUCGUUUGAAUGGUUCGUGUUGCAAUAAAUGUUUAUUUAGUA